AAUUUUAACAUCAACUAUCAAUUUGCAAUUGAUGAUUAGAUCAUGUAAUAAUCAGGGAAGCAACAAAAACAUUUGAAAAUUUGUUAUUCAAACAUGUUCCUAACUUUUUAGAAAUUGCAAAACGUCCCAUAGGAUGUCCAACAUGAAACGUGUCCGAAACACAGAAACGUUCAGUAGUUGAAGUUUCCGCGCUACAUAACAUUAAAUACAGUAUGCACUCAAAUCCAUGCAAUACUUUGAAAUAUUUGUGUAAUUUUCUGUGUCAAGAAACUUGUCUAUGACUUGGCAUAAAAUGUUUUCCAGAUUCUUAACAAUAUUAGAAGCUUCACUAAAAUCAAGAAUUCGAACUUUAAAAUCAAACUCAUGUGGAAAUUUGUGCAGAAGUUAAAGCACUGAUUUUCACCAUAAAAAAUAAAACUGGGACAGAGAAACACAUCUCACGGCUAAAUUUGUGGCCCUAUAACAUGGCCCCAUGUUUCUUUAAGUAUUGUUACCAACUUAAAUAAUCCUCCAUCAUUCUACAUGAUUUCUUUCAUAAGCAGUUCUUCUAUUAUCUAACCUGAUAAAACUCCAUCUCCUAUUUCUCGAAACUUUCUUCCUACGGUUCGAUCAAUGGCUUAUUAUCAUCCCACCACUCUUUCGAACUUCCUAUUACUAACAUUCAUCCUCUCCACUAGUCUAGCUUCUGCAGUAGUUCCUCCGAUUCUUGAUGGACUACUCGAAAACGGAAACUUUGAAGAAGGGCCAAAGAAGUCACACCUGAACAAAACGGUGAUCAUCGGAAAGCACUCCCUCCCGAAAUGGGAAAUCUCCGGCAUAGUCGAGUACAUCUCCGGCGGGCCACAGCCAGGGGGGUUCUACUUCCCGGUCCCACGUGGGGUCCACGCGGUCAGGCUCGGGAACGAGGCUUCGGUUUCUCAGUAUGUAAAGAACUUGAAACCAGGCUCAAUCUACAGCCUCACGUUCGGCGCGACGAGGACCUGCGCGCAGGAUGAGGCGAUUAGGGUUUCAGUGCAUGGGAUGUCGAGCGAUCUGCCGAUCCAGACUUUGUACAGUAGCGAUGGAGGGGAUACUUACGCGUGGAGCUUUAGGGCGGCUUCGAGUGUUGUUAAGGUGACGUUUCAUAAUCCUGGGAUGCAGGAGGAUCCGACUUGUGGCCCUCUCUUGGAUGCCAUUGCAAUCAAGGAAAUGCUCCCCCUGAAAUUAACCAAAGGGAAUUUGCUGAAGAAUGGAGGGUUCGAAGCGGGCCCACACGUGUUCAAGAAUUUCUCCACGGGAAUCCUAAUCCUCCCCAAGCGUCAAGAUUUAUACUCACCGGUCCCAGGAUGGAUAAUCGAGUCACUCAAACCGGUCAAAUACAUCGAUUCUAAGCAUUUCAACGUGCCUUUAGGUCUUGCAGCUAUCGAGUUUGUGGGAGGGAGAGAAACAGCCAUUGCACAAAUCAUUAGUACAGAGAUCAAUAAAUGGUACAAUCUGACAUUCACCAUUGGAGAUGCUAAGAACGGCUGCAGCGGGACAAUGGCUGUAGAAGCUUUCGCGGGGAGAAACAGUGUGAAAGUUGAGUUUACGUCGCAUGGGAAGGGAUGGUUCAAGAAUGGGAGUCUUAAGUUUCAAGCAGUUUCAGAGAGGACUAGGAUUACGUUCUACAGUCCGUUUUAUCAUACGAGGUUGCAUGAUUUCAGUCAUAUUUGUGGCCCUGUUUUAGACAAUGUUAAGGUUGUUCCAGUUGCUAAUUAAUUUAUUAGUGAGGAAAUGAAAGUGUGUUUGUUUUUCUUCAUACGAAAUUGUUACAGGAAAUGAAGAUAUUAGGUGGGGUUUUGGAAUUCUAUUGCAGACGAAAUAAUUAUAUGGACGUUCUUUCUGAUUUAAUUUUUUCUUUUCUGGGGGGAGCAAAUAAAUGUCUAUAUUCGUAUAACAUAAGUCCCACCAGAAGUUUGUGGGUUUUUUCCUUGUGUAUUUAUGUCUUGGAAUUAUUGAAAGAACAAUAAAAAAGAAAGCGAAGAAAUA
Messenger RNA from Erythranthe guttata (spotted monkey flower), 2007 nucleotides. Its product is annotated as imidazolonepropionase (Protein of unknown function, DUF642). NCBI's taxonomy places the organism in Eukaryota, Viridiplantae, Streptophyta, Magnoliopsida, Lamiales, Phrymaceae. The record is from RefSeq and is a predicted model, not a curated record.